AUUCCGUCAAAUCUUGUUUCUCAGCUGCGAGGCCGGGGCUGGAUAUCGCCGGGACGCCCAUUGUCUCUGCCCGAUAUCAUAGCGCUGCUCUCCUAAACCUUCCAAUUCAGUCAGGCCAUUGACCUUGGAGAUGCAGCCCUCUGUGGCAGCCCUGCGAGCCGCCCAGUCCAAGGGGCCGCUGAGCUUCCAGUCCCUGCCCGCACCAUUGCGGCCAUUGGUCCGGGCCUAUCUCCUGGGCUAUGCCUCUGCCGUGGCGCCUCGCCUGUUGACGCUGAUCCUUCAGUUCAUCUCCAAGAAGCGCAAGAGCGCGAAGAAAUAUCUAUCCGCCGAUAAAGAUGAGCGGUCCUUUAAGGAUUCUGCCUUUCGAAUCUUGCGCACCGGCCUAGAUCCACGACGAUUCCCUACGUUCUGUGCCGCCUUAGUAGGAGGUUCUACAUUGCUACAGGAACCUCUGCUCAAGAUCAUCAGCCGCGUUGCCACCCAGCUUGGUGCGGCGUCACAACUCAGACUAGCACGAUGGCUGGCUACUUUCAUAUCGGGAUGGCUCAGCCUCCAGCUUCUACAGUCUAAGCGGACACGCCCUUCAUUGGCAGACGCGGGUUUGGCAUCGGCACAGCAAGGUCUGGCCGAGGCUGCUCCCAACGGUUAUGGCGGUCGAACGCUUGACCUCACUCUCUUUGCUGUCACUCGCGCUGCCGAUGUCCUUGUUGGCGAGCUGUGGUCCCAGCACCGCUCUCGCCGCAAGGCUACGGAAAAGUGGACGGUGAUUGAGCAAAUCAUUUCCCGCCUCAUGGACCCGGCCGUGUUUGCUGCCUCUUCAGGCCUCAUCAUGUGGGCGUGGUUCUACUCACCAGACAGCCUGCCUCGCAGCUACAACAAGUGGAUCACAUCUGCUGCCUCUGUCGAUCUACGACUCAUCGAAGCUCUACGGCGAUGCAGAAACGGGGAGCUCAUCUACGGCAAGGAAACUGGCCAGGCGCCACUGCUGACGUCCGUGUGCGAAGACUACGGCCUACCAACAAAAUGGGGUGACCCCGUUACAGAAAUCCCUUUCCCCUGCGACCUCGUCCAUAUGGGGUGUGGUCCAUCAUGCGAAUAUCAUGCUAUAAGCCGCUUCCUUCGUUCUUGGAAAUGGUCUAUGCUCACCUACCUGCCCCUUGCCCUAGCCCUUCAACUGCGGAAUCCCAAACGGAUCGACCUGAUGAAAGCCAUCACCGGCUCUACCCGAUCAUCCACUUUUCUUGCAACCUUCAUCACCCUCUUUUACUACGGCGUGUGCCUAGGCCGCACCCGCCUCGGUCCCCGCAUCCUCGGCAAAGAUAUACCUUCCCGCCAGUGGAUCGAUGGAGGUCUCUGCGUCGGUACCGGAUGCUACCUCUGUGGAUGGAGCGUCUUCAUCGAGACUGCGGGCAGAAGGAAAGACAUGGCCUUGUUUGUGGCCCCAAGGGCGCUGGCGACGUUGGUCCCGCGUCGGUAUCCCCUAGAGAAGCAAUGGAGGGAGAAGUUAAUAUUUGCGGCGAGCACGGCAGUUGUAUUCACAUGUGCUCUGGAGAACCCGAAAAGAGUUAGAGGCGUAAUGGGAGGAUUGUUGAAUAUGGUAUUAAGGAAAUAAAGAGCAAGAAAUUAAAUGGUAGAGGAGUGUAUGGGGGUUUAUGAUACCGGACAACUGAGAUGCGCGCAUGAUUUUCUUUUUAUUUUAGCCCAUCUCUUUUUAUUUUAUUUACGUUUAGACGAGAUGCACAAGCAAACUCUUUGCUAAUGACUUGAAUGGAUAAUGUUAAUUUUCUAUUUUUGUAUUAUAAUGAAAUUGGUAGUCCAAAUCUUCCUUUCCUGCGAAUGAUCCAUUCCCGUAAACGAUGCUUCAUAAAAACUGUUGUGCUACAAUUCAUCCCAACCACCAAGAGACAACCCCGAGCACAAAAAUGCACGU
Trichoderma asperellum CBS 433.97 is the source of this 1930-nucleotide messenger RNA. RefSeq lists its product as uncharacterized. The record is from RefSeq and is a predicted model, not a curated record. Lineage: Eukaryota; Fungi; Ascomycota; Sordariomycetes; Hypocreales; Hypocreaceae.